AUGGACAACUGUGAGGACAUCAUCCCAGAAGAGACUUUGCAGCAGAACAAGAUCCUCAAGGUCAUCCGCAAGAACCUUGUGAAGAAGUGCCUUGAGCUCUUCUUUGAGAUUGCUGAGAACAAGGAGGACUACAACAAGUUCUACGAGGCAUUCUCCAAGAAUCUGAAGCUCGGCAUCCACGAGGACUCUCAGAACAGAACCAAGAUCGCUGAGUUGCUCCGUUACCACUCAACCAAGAGCGGUGAUGAAUUGACCAGCCUCAAGGACUACGUGACGAGGAUGAAGGAAGGUCAGGAGGACAUCUUCUACAUCACCGGUGAGAGCAAGAAGGCUGUGGAGAACUCUCCAUUCCUCGAGAAGCUCAAGAAGAAGGGGUACGAAGUCCUUUACAUGGUUGAUGCCAUUGACGAGUACGCCAUUGGUCAGCUCAAGGAGUUUGAGGGAAAGAAGCUCGUCUCUGCAACAAGGAAGGUCUGA
Molecule: messenger RNA, 477 nt
Organism: Microthlaspi erraticum
Lineage: Eukaryota; Viridiplantae; Streptophyta; Magnoliopsida; Brassicales; Brassicaceae
Source: the annotation of a GenBank genome assembly